CAAAUGGCAAGGCUGAGCUCGAGACACUGACUGAUAAUAAGUAAUGGCACCGACGAAAGACUGUAACUGUAACAGUCUCUCGUCGGUGGGAAUGGGGUAUAGUUUUUGAUGUCGAUGCAAUCUGCUAUUACCAUCAAAGUGCGUUAGACUUUUGCAGUGCGAAGUAUUUCUCAUUUUUAUACUGUUGAGCAGAAGGCGCUCUUUCUCGAUGCACAAAUUCAUGACCUCCCGAAAAUAAUAGCAUGUCCAGUGUCCAGUCCAGUCCAGUCAGUGUAAUAUUAACAACACAAAAAUGGAGCAAUUGCAGACUGCAUUAACAGCAAUCAAAGUGUUACGUUCAAGUGUUGGUCAGGUGUUUGAUUCUUUAGGAAAUGGAUUAAGAGCUGACCAUGGAGAGGAGAAUAAAGAAAAUAAAUAUCUACUUGAAUUGCAAGAACUUUUAACAACUGUCAAUGUUAAUUUAAGAGAUGUCGAACAAGCUGUAAGUAGUUUAAAUCCACCACCAGGACCAUUUAAUUUAGGUAGUACAGCAUAUCUCAGUCAAGAAACAACACAAGAAAGACAAGCAUUAUAUGGUACAUUAGUCAAUAGUUACAAAUGGACUGAUAAAGUCCAUGAAUACAGUAAUGUUGCUCAAAUGUUACUUAGUCAAAAUUCCUUAAAACGCUCCUAUAAUACACCUAGCAGAGCUAAAAGAGGAAGAAUACAAACAAGCAAUCAUAAUGUUCCUCAACAACAAGUUGAUUCCUUAAUAGCUACAUUUGAUAGAUUAUUUAAUGAUAUGACAGUUUCUGUGUCUCGACCAUUUGCAUCAAAUGCAGUAUUACAUGUUACAUUAGGCCAUGUUUUAAAAGGAGUAAUAGCAUUCAAGGGCUUAAUGAUUGAAUGGGUAGUGGUAAAAGGUUAUGGAGAGACUAUGGAUUUAUGGACAGAAUCAAGGCACAAAGUUUUCAGAAAAGUAACAGAAAAUGCGCAUGCUGCAAUGUUACAUUUUUAUUCACCUGCGCUACCCGAAUUAGCAGUUCGAUCGUUUAUGACUUGGUUUCAUAGUCUGAAUAAUUUAUUUAGUGAUCCGUGUAAGCGUUGCGGCUUACACCUGCACAGUGCUUUACCACCGACAUGGAGAGAUUUUCGAACUUUAGAACCUUAUCAUCAAGAAUGUAAACCAUAAUAUUCUAGAAUAAGAAAAUAAAUUUGUACAUAAUUGUUUUUUCUACUUGAAAUAUAAUUUAAUUGAAUAUUUAA
This is a messenger RNA of Osmia bicornis bicornis, 1245 nucleotides long. It is a transcript of the gene MED27, whose product is annotated as mediator of RNA polymerase II transcription subunit 27. Gene Ontology annotation, biological process: regulation of transcription by RNA polymerase II. Bases 293 to 1171 code for a protein of 292 amino acids. Gene Ontology annotation, cellular component: mediator complex. Lineage: Eukaryota; Metazoa; Arthropoda; Insecta; Hymenoptera; Megachilidae. Gene Ontology annotation, molecular function: transcription coactivator activity. The record is from RefSeq and is a predicted model, not a curated record. The transcript is spliced from 5 exons.